AGGAUUCCAUUCCAUAUGUCUUAAUCAAGUCCUGCUUCUUUCUAUUAUUAUUGGUAGAUGAGAAAAUUGAAGGUUAAUACUCUCUGUCUCCAUUAAUGCAGUACUACACUUUCUAGCUGCUUUAUUAGAUUCUGUUCACUUUCUCUGUUGAAGAAUAAUAGCAUUCGCCGGAACAUAUGGCUGAUGAUUUUGCAACGUCGGUGGACAUGGGGCUUCAGUUAGCUAAACGAAUUUACUACGGUAAAAAUCCGCCUAAGCCACUGGUAAUGGAGAAAAAGUCAUCUUUUACAGAGACUAAUUACCUGCCGAUGGGACCAAUGAUGUACGCUGUAAUUAGGGACCCGUCGAUGGUGGAUAAUCCUGAUAUUCCGAGCUAUCAGCCGUACGUUCACGGUCGUUGUGAUCCGCCGGCGUUGAUUCCGCUCGACAUGCAGGCGAUUGGGAUGGAGGUGGACUGUUAUAUGGACACUGCUUUUGUAACGGUCAACGGGAGUUGGCGCGUGCACUGUGUUGCUUCUAGCCGCUGCUGUGAUUGUCGCUUCGCUGUACCAAUGGGAGAGCAGGGUUCAGUUCUAGGUGUGGAAGUUGAAACACCAUCAAGAUCAUAUUCUACCCAAUUGAUUGCAUCAAAUGAUACCAAAGAUGCCAGUUUGGUAGCCAAUGCUAAAGAUGGGUUCUUAUUAAAACGCCAGAUAUACACAUUAAAGGUCCCUCAGGUUGCCGGAGGUUCUAUUCUCUCCAUUAAAGUCAGUUGGUCACAGAAAUUACAGUAUCAAGAUGGUCAAUUUUCCUUAAAUAUACCUUUCAGUUUCCCAUGGUAUGUCAAUCCAGUUGCAAAGCUAUUGUGUAAGAAAGAAAGGAUUCAGUUGAACGUGAACUCUGGUAUGGGGACAGAGAUUUUAUGCGAAAGCUCCAGUCAUCCUUUAAAGGAAACAAGACGUCUGGCCGGUAAUUUAGGAUUUUUAUAUGAGAGGGAAGUUCGGGCAUGGUCAAUGAAUGACUUCAAUUUCUCGUACAAAGGCCCUUCAAGCGACAUCCAUGGGAGUGUGCUCCUGAACUCUCCAUCUAUGCUUGAUUUUGAUCAGAGAGAAAUGUUUUGCGUCUGUCUUCACCCACCAACUGUCAAUAGGAAGAAGGUUUUCCGGAAGGACGUGGUGUAUAUUGUUGAUAUAAGUGCAAGCAUGCAAGGAAAGCCUCUUGAGAAUGUUAAAGCUGCACUACUGGCUGCCCUCUCUAAUCUCAAUCCAGCGGAUACUUUUAACAUCAUAGCUUUCAAUGGGAAAAGCUUAUUGUUCUCAUCAUCCAUGGUGCCAUCGGGGAAGGAGUCAAUCGGAAAAGCAAUUCAGUGGAUUGAUCAAAAUAUUGUAGCUGAUGGAAGUACUGUCAUUGCCCUGCCGCUAAACCAGGCAAUAGAGAUGCUAUCAAAAAAUGGUGAUUCAAUUCCUCUUGUUUUUUUAAUCACUGAUGGGUCUGUUGGAGAUGAAAGAGAAAUUUGUGAAACCUUGAGGGGACAGUUGAUGAAGAGAGGCUUGAAAGCUCCACGAAUUUCGACCUUUGGCAUUGGUUUAUACUGUAAUCACUACUUCUUGCAAAUGCUUGCUCAGAUGGGGGGAGGUUACUAUGAUGCUGCAUAUGAUGUAGACUCAAUCAGUUCUCGGCUGGAAAGACUAUUUAACAGCACAUCAUCAGUCAUUCUUGCGGACCUGAGAAUCGAUGCCUUGGAAAAUCUUGAUUCAUUUGAGGUAUAUAAACAACUACAUUUUCUUUAUAACCUGAGGGGAUAGAAGAAUAUCCAAAGG
This is a messenger RNA of Nicotiana tabacum (common tobacco), 1799 nucleotides long. The record is from RefSeq and is a predicted model, not a curated record. Lineage: Eukaryota; Viridiplantae; Streptophyta; Magnoliopsida; Solanales; Solanaceae.